AUGAAGAGACAAAACGUUAGGACCCUUGCUCUAAUCAUCUGUACAUUCACCUAUCUGCUGGUCGGAGCGGCUGUUUUCGAUGCCUUGGAAUCUAAAAAGGAGAUCAUGCAAAAGAAGAAACUGGACGAUCGGAAACAAGAGCUUAUGGACAAGUACAAUUUGACAAAAGUCAACUUUGACGAGCUCGAGGGGGUGGUCCUGCAGCUGAAGCCACAUAAAGCCGGAGUGCAGUGGAAAUUUGCUGGAUCUUUUUACUUUGCAAUCACUGUGAUCACGACAAUUGGGUACGGGCACGCGGCGCCGAGCACAGACGGCGGGAAAGUCUUCUGCAUGUUUUACGCUCUGCUUGGUAUCCCUCUCACCCUGGUGAUGUUCCAGAGCCUAGGUGAACGCAUCAACACGUUUGUCAGGCACCUGCUGCACCGCCUGAAGAGGUGCCUCGGCCUACGACGCACAGAGGUCUCCAUGGCCAACAUGGUGACCAUCGGCUUCAUCUCCUGCGUCAGCACACUGUGCGUGGGGGCCGCCGCCUUCUCCCGUUACGAGGACUGGAGCUUCUUCCAUGCCUAUUACUACUGCUUCAUCACACUGACUACCAUUGGGUUUGGUGAUUAUGUUGCGCUACAGAAGGACAAUGCACUACAGAACAACCCCAAAUAUGUAGCCUUCAGUUUCAUCUACAUCCUGACCGGACUGACAGUUAUUGGCGCUUUUCUCAACCUGGUCGUGCUCCGCUUUAUGACCAUGAACGCAGAGGACGAAAAACGUGACGCCGAACAACGCGCCUUGCUUGCUCGCAACGGCCAGGCAGGGCAUGGCCGAAACUUUCAUCUCAUGCCCGAUCCUCCGUCAUCAUCUUCAGCCGCCCCCGCACUGGGCCCUUCAGAGGGGAGAGGGGGUCGGGCCGCCGGGAGGGGUCUACGCAAUGUCUACGCAGAGGUGCUGCAUUUUCAGUCCAUGUGUUCCUGCCUGUGGUACAAGAGCCGUGAGAAACUACAGUACUCCAUCCCAAUGAUUAUUCCCCAGGACCUGUCCACAUCCAACACCUAUGUGGAACAGGGAGAGGGUUUCUCUGACCCCCUCCACUCCAACGGCUGUGUGUGCGGUAUGCCGCACCAUUCCGCCAUCAGCUCCAUAUCCACUGGCCUGCACAGCCUCACUCCGUACAGGGGAAUCUCAAAGCGGCGCUGCUCCAUCUAA
Messenger RNA from Chanos chanos (milkfish), 1200 nucleotides. RefSeq names its product potassium channel, subfamily K, member 3a (gene kcnk3a). Lineage: Eukaryota; Metazoa; Chordata; Actinopteri; Gonorynchiformes; Chanidae. Gene Ontology annotation, cellular component: plasma membrane. Gene Ontology annotation, biological process: potassium ion transmembrane transport; stabilization of membrane potential. The coding region runs from base 1 to 1200 and encodes 399 amino acids. Gene Ontology annotation, molecular function: outward rectifier potassium channel activity; open rectifier potassium channel activity; potassium ion leak channel activity. The record is from RefSeq and is a predicted model, not a curated record. The transcript has 2 exons.